CACUUCCCAACUGGAAAAUAUCAUCUUCCCAUAGCACAUGAAUGCAGCAUUAAUCUUUUGUAUAACUCGGGAGUUAUGCGUUCAUUUUGCGCUGCGCAUGCGCGCUGCUCAGGUCUGUGAGUCUCUUGUGCAUUAUUCACGUGAUUACAGCAGUCACAUGACCAGCGCUGUUCGUGGAGAACCUGCAGACGUUCGCUGGUCAAGCAGAGCGUUUCUACUGGGAAGUAAACAUUUUUCUGAGCUGAAGAAGAUGCAGACAGGAGCACUAGCACUGCUGUUUCUGUCUGUCUGUGUGUUCACGAAACAAUGUGAUGGCAGGGUGUUCCUGAGUGCUCCACCUCCUGUUUCCUUGGCGGAGAAAGUCUCGAAAAAUAUCACCAUUACAGCAAGUUCUUCUCUGAAUGUUACUGUGUACAUCUACUUCAAUAUUACAUAUAACUCAACAAACAUCUCUUCAAUAAUUCAUCUUCCACAAGAAGUUAUUUUACCAGCAGAAAAUGUAUCAACCUGUUUUGAAGUGCAAGCAAAAAGCGUUGGACAGGUCACUGCUUAUCUGUACAGCAACAACACUGAAAUCCAAAGCCUUCAAACUCGAAUCAUAUUUUUGGUCAUCAGGAGCAAGGUUCUUGAUAUCAUCAUCAAAAUCAUUGGAUGGAUCUACUUUUUAGCCUGGUCUAUUUCCUUCUAUCCGCAGGCGUAUGAAAACUGGAAAAGAAAGAGUGUGGUGGGCCUGAGCUUUGAUUUUCUCACACUCAACCUCACUGGAUUUAUUGCUUAUGGUGUCUUCAAUAUCGGUCUCUUUUGGAUACCUUACAUAAAGGAGGAAUUCUUGAAAACGUAUCCAAAUGGUGUCAAUCCAGUGGAUUCCAGUGAUGUGUUUUUCAGUCUGCAUGCAGUGGUCCUUACUCUGGUGUACAUCUGCCAAUGUACAAUGUAUGAGCGAGGAGGCCAAAAGGUGUCCAAGGUGGCUAUUUUUUUCCUGGUGGUUGCUUGGACAUUUGCUUUCGUCACACUUUUUGUUGCUGUUGCUCAGAAGAUCUCGUGGCUGACUUACCUGUACUACUUCUCCUACAUUAAACUGGGCAUAACACUGAUUAAGUAUGUCCCUCAGGCUUGGAUGAACUAUCGAAGACAAAGCACAGAGGGCUGGAGCAUUGGCAACGUGCUACUGGAUUUAACAGGAGGGACUUUCAGUGUGCUUCAGAUGUUCCUGCAGUCCUAUAACAAUAAUCAGUGGAAACUCAUAUUUGGAGACCCAACGAAAUUCGGACUGGGCAUCUUCUCUAUAUUUUUCGACAUCAUAUUUAUGAUUCAGCACUACUGCCUUUACCGCAAUAAAAGUCCUGCAUAUCAGAUCGUGGGUGGUGAGGAAUAGGGAAGGACUUUGUGUGCAGUUCUGUUGCUGUUCAGUCAGUUAUGGCUGCGCCAGUAUUCACGGAGCAGAGGUGCUGAUGUUGGAGUGUGGGAUGCGGGACUUGGAGAACACCAGCUCCAUAGUGAUGGCAGACCGCAGUAGGUGCAACACAAUCAGCACCACAAUCACUAUGCUUUCAAUAAACAGAUACAGAAUCAUCAACCAAUGGCUUGUUGCCAUCAGGUCUUCCCUGGAGUGUGUCUGAGGCGGAGCACCUGCACCAUGCCUCCUGGCACCAAUGUCAAUGCAGAUGCAAAAAUCUGGCCUGCCUGCCUUAAGCGAUUGCUUGUACUGUAGCACAGCUUGUCCCCAUCGAGCCACAUGGGCUCCUCAUGCUGCUGGUGCAUAGGAAGAUGACAAAGAACCUCACGACUGGUAGUCAGAGCUGGCGGGCUGUUUUUAGAGAUGGUGGUAGGGUGUCGGCAGAAGGGACAUGAGAUUUUGCUCUCCUGAGGGUCCAUGGAGAUGGCCAUGAGGCACUCCAGACAGAACAUAUGCGUGCAGUCCAGCUGUUUGGGUGUUUUGAAGACAUUUGUCAUAUGUGGUGAAGCAGAUGGAGCAUUGCAGCUCGGGACCUUUCUCUAUCUCGGUGUCCAAUGUCAUCUGGGUGUGCCACACAGUCACUCCCAGGUCCAUCUUAUAGGUACAGCUGAUCAGUCACGCCUCUACGUCUGACUGGCUUAAAAAAAAAAGAUAAAUGCCAUAUUAUGAAAAGUCUCAGAUUGGCCUCUGAUUAAGUUGUAAAUAAAUAAAUUAGACAAUUAUAAAAGAUCUACAGAACCGGUCAAAAGUUUGGACACUCCUACUCAUUCAUAGGUUUUGCUGCAUUUUGACUUUUUUUUUUCUACAUUGUAGAACAAUACUGAAGACAUCAAAACUAUGAAAACGUAUGGCGCAUAUAUGGAAUAAUGUGGUUAAAAAAAUGUCAAAAAAUAUUUCAUACUUUAGAUUCUUCGACGUACACUCUAAAAAAUAAAGGUGCUUCAGUGGUUCUUCAAAUGUCUGGAUGGUUCCAUGGAGAGUCAAAACUCUGUGAUGAACCAUUACAUUAUGCAAAAGGUUCUUCAGAGCCUGGCAUUCUCUUGCCAUUUGCUGGUCAAUGCACAUAGGCUAUGUUUACACAAAUCUGUCUUCACUGCUCAAACAAAUGGUUUAAAUGGUUCUUUAAAGAACUGUUGCAUGAACGGUUCUUUGAAGCCCUGAAAAAGGUUCUUCUAUGGCCCCAUUAUUUUUUAGAGUGUAGUCACCAUUUCCCUUGAUGAUGCUUUGCACACUAUUGGUAUUAUCUUAACCAGCUUCAUGAGGUUAAUAAUGUUAUUCAGUAGAGUUUCUCUAUUUCUUUUCUCUGUUUAUCUGUAAUGAUGCUGCUGGAAUCUUAAAGGAAAAGGCAACUUUUGUACAAAAUCACCACGUAUAGAUAGAUAAAUAUAUAAAGUAAUCGAUCAUGGAAUUUAUAGAGAAAGAACAGACCGCAUAACAGUAUCUCAGGGAUUAAAGUUCUCCGGCACCAUGCCGGAUUUCCGGUUUGUAGUGAUUGCCCGUGGAUUUAAAAAAAUAAUAAAUCGAAAAUAAAUUGACGGCAAUUAAAAAAAAAAAAAAAUGACCGUCGAAAUCCCUCGUGUUUGUCAGCCAAUGGUAGUAAAGGAGCGCUCUGAAACUGACAGUAUUAGCCAAUCAGAAGAAGAAUGGGGCGGGUCUAAGGAAAGCCUUUACCCCCUCCUCUCAUUUCUUCCUUGCUUCGAUGCGGUGCAGUGCUGAAGAUCGACACGGAAAGUCACCUCGCGCCGUUAUGGCUCCAUUCAACGGAGAGAGGGUAAAAAGUAAAAAAAAUAAAAUAAAUGAACUUUUGUGUUGGAGAGAAGGGCGAGGGAGAGAAAACGGAAUUGCAUGGUGGCGUGGGCAAAAUGCAGUUCGUGAACUCUGGGGCACCCAGUAAAAAGUGGAAAAAAUAGUGCACUUUGUGUUUCAUUUUUGAAACAAGUUGUGAUCAUUCCAACUUCACUGAAAAGUACUUUGGAUAUGCAAAUGUAGCACUUUGUUCAGCACCCAGUAAAAAGGGGAAAAAAUGGAGCACUUUAUGUUUCAUUUUUGAAACAGGUUGUGAUCAUUCCAACCUUACUGAAGCACUUUGUUGAAUUUUAUCUGAUUUAAGUUAUCAUUUUAUGUAGUAUUUAAUGUUUUUGAUGUUACUGGGUUUUUGAUGUUAACGUUCUAUUGGUUUAAAUAACAUUUGUGUAUUUAAUUUGCCAUUCUACUACUGAUGUUCAAAGUUAUUGAAAUGGUGAAAUUGUUAAAUUAUUUCAAUUAUUAAAACUUUUAAUGCUCUCUAAAUGCCAUACUGAAUUUCAUCUACCUUUGUAACAGUUCACCUUGUGACUGUAGGUUAAUUUAUUACUUGUUAAGGACAACGCUGAGCACCAAAACUGGAUAUCAAAAGAAAUGUGGUACAUACAGGAGGUAGAUAUAGUAGAUGCACUUUUGCCAUCUUCUGGCCGUUUUUGGUAUUGGAUUUUCAAAAGUCAAAUUUAAUUUUCCAUUCAUGCAAUCUCUGAUCCCUUGCCCCCACAAACCCCCUAGUAUGGCUUGAAAAUAAACACACAAUCCAAAACACGUGCACACACACAUAUAUAUA
Molecule: messenger RNA, 4046 nt
Organism: Neoarius graeffei (lesser salmon catfish)
Lineage: Eukaryota; Metazoa; Chordata; Actinopteri; Siluriformes; Ariidae
Gene: ctns
Product: cystinosin, lysosomal cystine transporter
Exons: 12
Coding region: 38-1375 (445 amino acids)
Biological process (GO): L-cystine transport
Cellular component (GO): lysosomal membrane
Molecular function (GO): L-cystine transmembrane transporter activity
Source: RefSeq, a predicted model, not a curated record